AAUGGAACUAAACGUUUUAGAUCGUUUGAAAGAGGAUGAUGACAUUGUUCAAAAUUUAAAGGUUAAAACGUUCAAUAAAUCAGAAAUCCGACUGAAAAAGGAGGUAAAUGGAGCUGAUAGCAUUGGCAAUUUAUUGUUUUUAGCAACUUCAAACGGGUGCUCUGUUUACAGGUAUGAUAAAGACUCUCUAUACGAAUUUAUAACGUUAGAAAGGGAUAAAAAAUGCUUGGACGCGAUUUGCUGCACUAAUUAUCUCGUUAUAGUGAUAAUGCUAAACGAAGCGCUAAGUCUGCAAUUUUAUAGGAUAGAAGAUAUCUUGAAUAAAAUUGUUACAAAGUCAUAUAGCAGCAUUGAAAUUGCUAAGACUGGUCCACUGGCUAUAGACGAUAAGAACGAUAGGGUUUUUAUAGCUGGAACUUUAUGGAGCGGCUCGUGGUCUUCUAACGAACGCAAUUCGACGUCCAACGAGUGCUUGGAGAGGCUGGUAAGAGUUUAUAGGAUUGAAACAAUGGAGUUGGAAGAAAAGUUUGAAGCAGUUAAAAAUAGAAUAAAACUGUUAAGAAUCGAUGGCAAUCAAAUUGCCAUUGCAGAUAAUUUGCACGGUGUUAGAAUAUUUUGCACAAAUUCGUUAAAGUUAUUAUACGAAAUUGAAGUUGAUGAAAUAAGAAAUAUCAUUCUUGUAGGAGAUUAUUUAGCCGUCUUCCAUAAAUUCGAAUCAAACGUUUCAUUAUGGAAUUCGCAGGAAAAAAAGACUAUACUUUGUCUUAACAUACAAGAUCAAGUUAAAGAGCUGCUUGACGACGACGAUGCCGAUAUUCUCCUUGAUGAGGAUACGGAGACGAGCGUUAUAAAUUUACCGUACGAGGAUAGCGGUCUAUUACUAUACGCUACGAGAACUGGUAACGUUUUCGGAAUGAUUGUUAAUAGUAGAUAUAAAUUAUUUAGCAUAUCGAGUCCAUUUUCGGAAGAAGAAGAGAAAUAUGGAUUAAAAACCUUAUGUUACAUUCACCCUGGUUUGAUUGUGCUUGUCUCCAAGAGUUUAGUUGUACUCGAUUUUAAUCUCCCAAAAUAA
This is a messenger RNA of Dimorphilus gyrociliatus, 1072 nucleotides long. Lineage: Eukaryota; Metazoa; Annelida; Polychaeta; Dinophilidae. The record is from the annotation of a GenBank genome assembly.